AAAAUCUGUAGUCAUUUCUUGUUUUUAAAAAAAAUCUGUAGUCAUUAAUUUUAAGAAAAUUAACACACAAACAGACUCUCUCUCUUGCUCUGUUUCUCUUUUCUCUCUCUAUCCCUGUCUCAUAUCGGGCUAUCUAUCAGCUGCUGGCUUCUCAAAUCUUCGUCUCGCUUUGUCUUUGGUUUCUCUCUCUUCUCUCUUUCUCCCUCUAUCUCUUUCACUUACAAUGCGCUGUUAAUGAGUUUGAUGUCUCACCCCACAAAACGCUCCUCAGCCAUCAACAACAACACCAUUAGCAGCACCUCCUCCUCUCUCAACCCUUCUUCAGGCCCACCCAUGAAAAAGGCCAAGUCUCAGGCCGUCGCCUGUUCCCUCGAUCCCAGCAAGAAUGGCCUCCACCACCACCACCACCACCAUCCCCACACUCACCCUUCUCAGGACUCCGAUAACGACGUCGUAUUCGACCCCUCUACCAUGGCCCUCGACGAAGAUCUCAAGUCCGACGACCCCUCUUCCCGUGCCGUCGCCGCCAAUUUGUCCCGCAAAAAGGCCCAGCCCCCUCAGCCUACCAAGAAGCUCGUCAUCAAGCUCCUGAAAGCCAAACCCACGUUGCCCACAAAUUUUGAAGAGGAAACAUGGGCAAAGUUGAAGUCAGCCAUUUGCGCUAUAUUUUUAAAGAAACCUGAUUCUUGUGACUCAGAGAAGCUUUAUCAGGCUGUUAAUGAUCUUUGCCUGCACAAGAUGGGAGGAAGUCUUUAUCAACGAAUUGAAAAGGAGUGUGAAAGACACAUAGCUGCAGCACUGCAAUCUUUGGUUGGCCAGAGUCCAGACUUGGUGGUUUUUUUAUCACUUGUUGAGAGAUGCUGGCAAGAUCUUUGUGACCAGAUGUUGAUGAUUCGUGGUAUAGCCUUGUAUCUUGAUAGAACAUAUGUGAAACAAACACCAAAUGUGCGUUCAUUGUGGGACAUGGGACUGCAGCUUUUCCGCAAACAUCUUUCUCUCUCUCCAGAAGUUGAGCACAAAACUGUCACGGGCCUCCUAAGACUGAUCGAGAAAGAAAGAUUGGGUGAAGCGGUGGCUAGGACCCUGCUUAACCAUCUUUUGAAGAUGUUUACAGCUUUAGGAAUCUACUCAGAAAGCUUUGAGAAGCCAUUUCUUGAGUGCACUUCGGAAUUUUAUGCCGCUGAAGGUAUGAAAUACAUGCAGCAAGCAGAUGUUCCAGAUUACUUGAAGCAUGUGGAGACAAGGUUGCAUGAAGAACAUGAAAGAUGUUUAAUCUACCUGGAUGCAAGUACAAGGAAGCCAUUAGUUGCAACAGCCGAAAAGCAGCUUUUAGAACGCCAUAUACCUGCCAUUCUCGACAAGGGAUUUACAUUGCUGAUGGAUGGGAAUCGAAUUGAGGAUCUUCAAAGGAUGUACACUCUUUUCUCUAGAGUCAAUGCCCUUGAAUCAUUGAGGCAAGCGCUUAGCACAUACAUUCGGAGGACAGGGCAGGGCAUGAUCAUGGAUGAAGAAAAAGAUAGAGAAAUGGUUUCUUCCCUUUUGGAAUUUAAGGCUUCUCUUGACACUAUAUGGGAAGAAAGCUUUUUCAAGAAUGAAGCAUUUUGCAACACCAUAAAGGAUGCAUUUGAGCAUCUUAUUAAUCUCCGUCAGAACCGACCUGCUGAGCUGAUUGCAAAGUUUUUGGACGAGAAGCUUCGUGCUGGGAAUAAGGGUACUUCUGAAGAGGAAUUGGAGGGAAUGCUGGAUAAAGUCUUGGUUUUAUUCAGGUUUAUACAGGGGAAGGAUGUAUUUGAAGCAUUUUAUAAGAAGGAUAGUGCUUCUAUCGACGCAGAGAAAUCUAUGAUUUCCAAGUUGAAGACUGAGUGUGGCAGUCAGUUUACGAACAAACUCGAAGGAAUGUUUAAGGAUAUUGAACUGUCAAAAGAGAUAAACGAGUCCUUCAAACAAUCAUCCCAGGCCAGGACAAAGCUCCCGUCAGGGAUUGAGAUGAGUGUUCAUGUCCUAACGACUGGGUACUGGCCAACAUAUCCUCCCAUGGAUGUUAGACUUCCUCAUGAAUUGAAUGUCUACCAGGAUAUCUUCAAAGAGUUUUACUUAAGCAAGUACAGCGGUAGGCGUUUAAUGUGGCAAAAUUCAUUAGGUCACUGUGUGUUGAAAGCAGAGUUUCCCAAGGGCAAAAAGGAGCUUGCAGUUUCUCUGUUUCAGACUGUUGUGUUGAUGCUGUUUAAUGAUGCUGAGAAGCUAAGCCUUCAAGACAUUAAGGAUUCAACUGGCAUUGAGGACAAGGAACUGAGAAGAACUCUGCAGUCCCUUGCAUGUGGAAAAGUUCGCGUCCUGCAAAAGUUUCCCAAAGGGAGAGAUGUGGAGGAUGACGAUACAUUUACGUUCAAUGACGGAUUUACUGCUCCUCUCUACCGCAUAAAGGUGAAUGCAAUCCAAAUGAAGGAAACAGUGGAGGAGAACACGAGCACCACUGAAAGAGUAUUUCAAGACCGCCAAUAUCAGGUUGAUGCUGCCAUUGUUCGGAUAAUGAAAACUAGGAAGGUGCUGAGCCACACUCUUCUGAUAACAGAACUGUUCCAACAGCUUAAAUUUCCGAUAAAGCCGGCAGAUUUGAAGAAAAGGAUUGAAAGCCUGAUUGACAGGGAGUACCUAGAACGGGACAAGAACAACCCUCAAAUUUACAACUACCUAGCGUAAGAAAAUAAAAGAAAAAAAUUGCAGCAGAUUUUGAAGUUUCUCCAUGUAAAUGACACGGGAAUAUCUCUUCUAUCUUCAAGAGGAACAGGAGGGAAGAGGGAAGAGGCACAGGAUGUGAAGUCCAGUCCCCUGUCUGUCUUUGUUUUUAUGUACAGUGACCUUGGUAGUUUUUUUUUUCCUUUUUUUUUUCAAUUUUUGUUGCGGUCAAUACUGAUUGUAAAGAACUUUUUAGUCUCCCCUUUCAUAUUUAUAUUCCUGCGAAAGAGUCUAGUACUUGAAGAAAUCAAUUGCAGAUAUUUUUUUUCUUCUU
Molecule: messenger RNA, 3010 nt
Organism: Prunus mume (Japanese apricot)
Lineage: Eukaryota; Viridiplantae; Streptophyta; Magnoliopsida; Rosales; Rosaceae
Source: RefSeq, a predicted model, not a curated record